CAGCUAGAACGAAAAACCCUACUUUAAACAUGUUGCGUAUGGUGGUUUUGCCUUUGUUGAUAUUUUUAUUCUCCAUGGCAUGUAUGGGUCAAACAUUCCAAUAUUCCAGAGGCUGGACUAAUGGCAAAAGAGCUAACACCGCCACAACAUUAAACAAUCUCUUUCACAAAGAUGAUGAAAGCAUUUCCGAGUUGUUUGAAGUGCAGGAUGCUAAUGAAAGAAGAUUGGAAAGAUGUCUUUUACAACUACAACGUUUUGUUAGAAAUCCUUUACUUAUACAUUCAACUGCUGCCGCUUUAGCUUUAAAUCCUUCCGCCCCAGCUAGUCAAAAUGGUAAUGGUAAUGGCAGAGGCAGUGGCAACAACAACAAUAACAUGAACACCAACAAUCCAUAUGGCAGGAAUCAUCAAUCAAAUGAAUUGUUUGAAGAACUUGGUGGUGCUGGUGGCACAAUAAUCGAUACAAAUGAUUAUACGAAACAUUAAAAUAUUUCACAUCUCUUCCAUUAUGAGAUGUUGCCAAACAAUGAUGAAGAUAAUGAUGAUGCUGCUGAUAGAUUUAAAGCCAAAGGAGUUUAAGU
Messenger RNA from Calliphora vicina (urban bluebottle blowfly), 580 nucleotides. RefSeq names its product Corazonin (gene Crz). Bases 30 to 485 code for a protein of 151 amino acids. The record is from RefSeq and is a predicted model, not a curated record. Lineage: Eukaryota; Metazoa; Arthropoda; Insecta; Diptera; Calliphoridae. Gene Ontology annotation, biological process: positive regulation of heart contraction. The transcript is spliced from 2 exons. Gene Ontology annotation, molecular function: corazonin receptor binding.